AUGCGCCAGCCGCUGCUCGACCUGCGCCACGAAAAGGACUUGCUGGUCAGGCUGAAGCAGUUGCUGAAGCUCCCGGGGAUUCUGCUGCUUGUGACCUCCAGGGGCCAGCGCCUUCUUGUGAAGAUGGAGGUGCUGGAGUUCUGCAGGUCGCUGGAGAGCAACAGGAUCAAGUACGGGGCUUACAAAGUGAAGUUCUUAAUUCAUUUGACAAGGGUGAUGGCCAGAGUGUGCGGGUGCCUGUUCGAGCUGAUGGUUUUCUUCUUUGGCUUCACCUUCGGCGGCGACCUCUGGUUCUUCUGGGGCGUCGCCGCUUGCGUCGUAGUCGGCUGCAUGCACUUCUUCAUUUUCAUGCCGCUCGUCGCGUCAAGAACUUCAAAGGUGCUGGCGCUAUUCCUUGUCACCUGGUGGCCCGCGCCAGCCGCAGCUCUCAAGCCGUCCACCUUCGACACCUCCAGGGACGCGGACGCCACGGAGAGCGGCGCCGGGGGCAGACGUUCUACCACGACGAGUCGGCGGACGCCUUGGCGCAGCACGACGGCACGCCGCCGGGCAGCAGCACCACCAGAAGCACACGCAGGCGGGGUUCACCUGCCGCGAGAAGCUGCAUCGCGAUGGCGAGUGCUGCGUGGACAACAACUACGGCAAGCCUAUGGAGGGCGUGAGCCACCAACGGAUCCGACGGCCGAACACGACUUGGUCUUGCGACGACGACUGGUGCUACGACGAUGUCGCGGGAGAGCGGGCAAGGACCUCAUGUGGUGGCCUGAGGGCGUGGGCUGCUCCUCCCCGCGGAUCCUCUACGUGCACGGCGGCGCGUGGUACUUCGGCUCGCCCAACACGACGGGCUACGGCAAUUUCGGCGCGAAGCUUGCCAAGGCGGCCUUUGCAACCGUCAUGGUGAUCGACUACCCGCUGGCGCCCAAGCACCACUGGAAGCAGAUGGCCCACUUCACGCUCAGGGCCCUCGAGUACCUGGCCACCCACGGCCCCCCGGGCUGCGCCAACGAGCCCGGGCGCGGCCCGCCGCUGCUGCUCGGCGGCGACUCCUCGGGCGGCGGCCUCGCGUACUCGGUGCUGAUGGCGCUCACGAGGGGCGGCUCCCGGCUGAGCCUGAACCGGGGCGCGGACGAGGUGGCGGGGGCGUUCUUCUUCUCGCCCUGGAUGAACCUCAAGUGCAACACGCCGACGUACGCGUCCAACGUCUACUCCAACGUCACGCUGACCGGCAACGCCAUCCCCCCGCGGCCGUGGGUGUCCUCCACCGGAUGCACCCUGCCCCGGCUCCGGCUCCGCCGCCGCCGCCUCCGGCGCGCCAGGACCCCGACUCCGAGGACCCGGGAAGAGGCGGAGCCCGAGGAAGGUGAGGGUGUCACAUGGCACCUGGGCGACGUCCUGUUCCCCACGAGGAAGGGCUACCAGAUCAAGGAGAGUGCCUGCAGAACGCCGAGGACUACGUCGGGGAGGCGGAGCUCCUGGAGAGCCCCCUGGCGCCUCCCCUAG
This is a messenger RNA of Prorocentrum cordatum, 1500 nucleotides long. Lineage: Eukaryota; Dinophyceae; Prorocentrales; Prorocentraceae. The record is from the annotation of a GenBank genome assembly.